Molecule: messenger RNA, 1531 nt
Organism: Mytilus trossulus (common blue mussel)
Lineage: Eukaryota; Metazoa; Mollusca; Bivalvia; Mytilida; Mytilidae
Exons: 10
Coding region: 126-1508 (460 amino acids)
Source: RefSeq, a predicted model, not a curated record
UCAGUUAAAUUUACCGAUCCAAUUGAAUUAGAAGGAAGAUAGAACAAAACAAAAUGUCGGACUUUUUGUUUCAGACAUUAUUUAUAUAAUCUAUUUGACAUUUGUUACACAAUGCAUCUAUAAUAAUGUGGAUAACUACUUUCAUAUUAUUUUCGUUUUUUACUGUUUUUACAGUUGUUCAUUCACAAGAUGAUCCAUGCUUAGAAGGAAACUACAUAGAACUAAAUCAAUGGGAAAGAUCUGUAGCAAAUGACGUCCGUAAAGGAAUUUGUGACAAUUUCUUACCUUCGGGAUGGUACCGUCCAGUAAGCUUGGCAGGUAAUACAAUGCCAACAGAGUGUAUACAAGGCGGCUUUAGAUGUGGCACAACCUCCACUUUAUGGAUGAAUGGUUCAUACCCCUCUGUUGGCGAUGUGUCUAAUGUUACUGCCUGUGCAAGUAACUACAACGGAGGAUGUUGUAUCAGCUCAUAUGAUAUCCAGGUUAAGAACUGUGGAGAUUACUAUGUUUAUAAUCUUACGCACACACAUGGGUUCUACGAGGCGUACUGUUUUGGUAAUUAUUGUUUAUGUAUAAAUGAAAUGUAUCCAAAAGAGGAGAUUUGGCAUGCGCUGAGACAACUAUCAACCAGAUCUAUAUUAUCUUUUUAUUCAGGGACAGAAACCAAAUGCCCAAAAGGGGAGACCUCAGAUAAUGGUGGAUUUACUCCUGGAUGUGAAUUUGAUCCUUGUCAAAGUGUAAACUACAAAGUAUUGCAAAUGGAGGUGAAGAGGUCUUCAAACUAUAGUCUUAAUGAUGAUGAUACUGCUAUAGACGACAGUCGACUGAUAACCGGAUGGUACAGAAUUGACAGCGUCACCGGAAAUGACAUAGUCAACCAAAGUGUUUAUAUGAUGCAUUGUGGUACAGUAUACCCGCUAUGGAUGCAAGGGAAUAUUCCGGAAAUUGGCGACAAAACUGUAGAUAGAAAGGUUUGCAAGUCUGGGCUGAGUAGCACGUGUGAAGCUGAGUAUGAUAUCAGAGUACGUAACUGUGGCAACUACAGGACAUACUUUUUACAACAGUUAAAUGAAGACAAGUCUAGUUAUUGCUUUGGCAGCUUACCAGUACCUACGCCACCUACUACUAUGAAACCACCUGGCCGAGAUUCCACAGACAAAGAGGACGGAGAAAGAUCUAACAGUUCUGUAUGGGCCGUUGUUAGUAUUUUACCUGUUAUUUCAGUAUUAUUGGUGAUUAUCGUCGUACUUCAAAUAUGCAAGAAAAACACCAAACAAGAUCGAUCUGUCGAUUUUGUUCCAGAGAAACCAAAAACUAAAUAUGCCGUAAACUCAGAGCCACCGGCAUAUGAAGAAACAAUGCAGAACGAGAAGAACAGUAACAUAUAUGAUGAAAGGAUGUAUAACCAUCGCCAGUUUGACACUGUUGGUGGAAUUCUACCGAACGACGCUGGGUCAAGACCAAACUACAUUGAAGCUAGACCCCCUCAAAGUACAAAGAUGAAAUAGAUCAAAAUAGGACUGCACGUUUC